CUGUCUGCAGAUCCUAACUUUUUCCCAUCAAGAUGGCUAAAAGCUCCUUCCUACUAGAACCAGUGAACAUCCUUCCAAUCAGUCUGGUAUCUGCAGCAAAGCUACUCUCUCAUCCCUAGUCUGUGCUCAUCCAGUGUGCUCCACACCGCUGGUCAUACUGCUUCCUUGUUACAGUGCCCAGCUCUGUGCCCUCCUGUCCAGGCUAUGCCACCUUUCCGAUAGUUCUGAGAAAGCAACAGUGUUUGCUGCACGUAGAAAGCAGGCAUCCAUCCUGGGCCUUCUCCAUCUCCACAACAUGCCUAAAAACCUAUAGAAACACUAUAUGUUGUGUUUUCUUUGUGUCACACCUUAGGAAAGCAAAACGAACUGGUAGAACUCUAUGUUGGCAAGGUGUUGAUGUGCUGUGAUUGUGGAGCAAGUGCAGUUGUGCUACAGGAGCGCAGUGUUCUCAUGAUAGUGGUACUCAUCUUCAGCCAGGCUGUGCUUCCAGUGUUUGUACCUGCUCUGGAGGUGCCCUUCGCUCGCUACUUGGCAAUGAACAAAAUCACCAAUAUCAAGCGCUACCACAUCGCAAAGGUGUACAGGCGGGACAACCCGGCCAUGACCAGGGGCCGCUACAGGGAGUUCUACCAGUGCGAUUUUGACAUUGCCGGCCAGUAUGACCCUAUGAUUCCUGAUGCUGAGUGCCUGAAGAUAAUGCAUGAGAUCCUGAGCGAGCUGCAGAUUGGGGAUUUUCUCAUUAAGGUUAACGACAGACGAAUUUUGAAUGGCAUGUUUGCCAUUUGUGGCAUCCCGGAGAGCAAACUUUCAACUAUGUGCUCUACUCUGGACAAGCUGGACAAGAUGCCAUGGGAGGAAGUGAGGAGCGAGAUGGUGGGAGAGAAGGGACUCUCACCUGAGGCUGCAGAUCGCAUCGGGGAGUACGUCCAGCUUCACGGUGGCCUGGACCUGAUUGAGCAGCUUCUCCAGGACCCAAAGCUGUCGCAGAACAAGCUGGCCAAGGAGGGGCUGGGGGACAUGAAGCUGCUGUUUGAGUACCUGACGCUGUUUGGCAUCACGGGGAAGGUCUCCUUUGACCUGAGCCUAGCCCGAGGCCUGGAUUACUACACGGGGGUGAUAUAUGAGGCUGUCCUGCUGCAGCAGGAGAAUGACCAUGGAGAGGAGUCAGUCAGCGUUGGGAGCGUGGCUGGAGGCGGUCGCUAUGAUGGCCUGGUGGGAAUGUUUGAUCCCAAGGGACGGAAGGUGCCGUGUGUGGGGGUCAGCAUUGGGAUUGAGCGGAUCUUCUCCAUCCUUGAGCACAGAAUGAAGGCUUCAGGGGAGAAAGUCCGAAUGACUGAGACACAAGUGAUGGUGGCUACACCUCAGAAACAUUUACUCAGUGCAAGACUGAAGCUCAUCUCUGAGCUCUGGGAUGCAGGAAUCAAGGCAGAAAUGAUGUACAGAAAGGACCCUAAACUGCUAAAACAGCUGCAGUAUUGCGAAGACAUGGGCAUCCCCCUUGUUGCCAUUAUAGGAGAGCAGGAGCUGAGGGAUGGAGUUGUCAAGUUGCGAGAUGUUGCAACAAGAGAGGAGGUUGAUAUCCCAAGAGAACAGCUUGCUGCUGAGAUCAGAAGAAGGCUGGUGCCCUAGCACUUUCCUGUCCUGAGCUGCACAACUGGAAACCCCACUGCCCAUAGCCAUUACCUUCCUGCUCCUCAAAACCCUGUGAUUAGGAUUGCGUGGCAGUCUCAGGCCGUGGCAGCGGGCAGAAGGAGCAAGCAGGUUUUAAAAAUCACGUGUAGUGCCAUACCUUGGUUAAUGGCUGCUGGCCAGGCUGAGCUUCUGUGCCCUGAACCAGCAUGAUGUGAGGCUGAGCAGGAGGUCAGUGCUGGCGAACAAGGUGGCACAGCGAGGGCAGGCAGACUGGCACAGCAGAUACAGCCAGUGAAAGCCGAGCCCCUGCUUGCCUCGGGGCAGGGCUGGCUGCGCACGGCAGCACCUCUUGCCUUACGGACGGGGCUGUGCUGCUGCUGGGAAGCUGCAACGCGGCCUGUGAGCGCUGUGAGGAGCCGGCCGCGCUGUGCAGCCAGGCUGGGCUGCGGGCAGCCGAGGGCCGCUGAUGGUGACCGCCGGCGUGGGGUCCGGUGAGACCUGACCCUCAGCGCCGGGAGCACGGGGCUGCGGUGCUCCUAUAGGGGGUGGGCGGCUGGAGCCUCGUUGUAUGAUAGGAAAUAAAACAGAAAGAAAGAAAAGGCUCCGCAGCCAUCGCUCGG
Lagopus muta (rock ptarmigan) is the source of this 2252-nucleotide messenger RNA. It is a transcript of the gene HARS1, whose product is annotated as histidyl-tRNA synthetase 1. The record is from RefSeq and is a predicted model, not a curated record. Gene Ontology annotation, molecular function: identical protein binding; ATP binding; histidine-tRNA ligase activity. The transcript is spliced from 10 exons. Lineage: Eukaryota; Metazoa; Chordata; Aves; Galliformes; Phasianidae. The coding region runs from base 397 to 1629 and encodes 410 amino acids. Gene Ontology annotation, cellular component: cytoplasm; mitochondrion. Gene Ontology annotation, biological process: mitochondrial translation; histidyl-tRNA aminoacylation.